This is a messenger RNA of Oldenlandia corymbosa var. corymbosa, 963 nucleotides long. NCBI's taxonomy places the organism in Eukaryota, Viridiplantae, Streptophyta, Magnoliopsida, Gentianales, Rubiaceae. The record is from the annotation of a GenBank genome assembly.
CUUAUAAUGUCCAUCAAACUCUCUCGUAUAUAUAUGUAAUAACGCAUCCUUCGUUACUCCCACCACCCGAAAAAAGAAAAACACUCGAGAAAAUCAUCAUACAAAAGUUUAAGAUCUGAUCGACCAAAAAAAAUGGCGAUAAUGGUAGCCUUGCUUCUUGCCAUUGUUUUCAUGACAAUGGCCUCAUUAGGUCAUGGACUUCCUGAAGAUGGAAACCCGAAAGCCGUGGAAGAAUGGCCCAAACGAUUCCCAAAUGCAAUGCCUAAGCACACAAAGUUUCGGUUGUACCUUAACAACAUUCUCACUAUGGACCCUCCGGCGAGUGUCGCGGUUGCUAAGGCCACCACCACCGACUCCACGCCGACUAGCUUUGGCUUAGUGAGAGUCAUAGACGGUCCGAUGGCCGAGCAGCCAAUGAACGAGAACCCGAACGCCACGAUUGUCGCUCGGGUUCAAGGGCUCGGUGUAUUUGCCUCACACACAGAAGUCGGUAUCCUUGAAGCUAUUAGCUUCGUUUUCGUCGACGGCGAAUUCAAGGGCAGCACUCUCACCGCCUUGGGGCGUCUUGCGCCGGCGGAAGGGUGGUGCGACAUUUCAGUCAUCGGUGGAUCGGGUGAAUUCCGGAUGGCGCAAGGAAUUAUUUCGUCCAGGAUUUACUAUAUUGAUCCCACAGUUGGAGAUGUUCAAGAGAUGAUUUUUGACUUCGACUAUUACCCAAGUGCUAAAAUCAUGCUACCCAGGGAUGAAUGAAGAAAGUGACAGUGUCACUCUUGUGUGUUACUGGCCCAUGGAUUUCUUGUCCCUUUGCAUUGUGUCGAAUUUUCAACUUUUACUUUACUUCCUGUUUCAUGUAUACUCAAUAAAGCUACGUGCCAUGCUGGCACGCGAAAUGAAAUAAUGCAAGGUUUUUAUUUUCCCAACUUCCGUUAAUAUCAAUGGUUCAAAAUGGCAAAAAUAGUAACC